GGCAGCACAGCAGCGCGCCUGGUGUCGCUGGCGGGGGUGCGAGGCACAGCCUUGGCGGCAGGGCUGUCUGUGAAGGCGCUGUGGGUGCUUGACGCCAGCUUCAUGCUAGACGCCCGCCACGUGCACGCUGCCUCCUCCUUCUCUUCGCUCUUCGCUCUGCAUUAUGACCAAAGGUUUUCUGUGGACGAUGUGACAACAGCAUGUGUGGCCGACCUGCUGGAACAGGCGCAGCAGGAACUCACGGCCCACCUCUGCUGGUCCGCUGCUGAGCUGGCUUCCAGCCUGCAGGCGCUGCGUCCAACUCAGCGCAUCCUCCGCCAGCUGGCAGCAGAGGACCUGCCACGUGUGCAGCAAUCCACAGCAGUGUUCCUAGAGACUCCUGCCCUGGCUGCCCUGCCAACCUCUCGCUCCUCAUCCCCCCCUCCUGCUCCAACUGCCACACCCUCCCCUUCUCCCAUUCCCUCUCCUCCCCACUUCCCCCAUCAGGAUACCCCUCUGGACUCCUGCCCCGGCUGCCCCGCCAACCUCUCCCUCCUCGUCCCCCCCUCCUGCACCAACUGCCACACGCUCCCCUUCUCCCACUCCCUCUCCUCCUGCGCCGCCCGCCGCAUCGCCUACGCCGCCCUGCGCCGCCUGGACCGCGACUUCACUGUGGCUGCUACAGUGCCGUCUGCCGCCCAGGCUGUGGCCGGCAUGUUCCACGAGUCACGGGCACCGCUGGUGCUGCAGGCAACGCGGAAGAGGGGGGAGUUGGGGUGCGGAGCAGGGGCAUGGUGGGGGGGAUGGGCGGGGGGGAGUGUCUGGGGAGAGGGUGGGGGCGCGGGGGGCAUCUGGGGAGGGAUUGGGAGGGGAAGAGGGGGGAAGAAGUGGGGGAGGAGGAGUGGGUGGUGGAGCGGUGUGCUAGGGGCGGGGCAAUGGGGGAGGAGCGACUUAAGGAGUGGCGGAAUGGAGAGUUGGUGGGGGUGGAAGUGGGUGGUUGGAGGACGAGGAAGAAGGGAGCUGUGUGCUCAACUGGAGAUCGUGGAGUUUCUCGCUCUGGCCCACGCGCCCUCGCUCGUCUUUGCCCUCCACGAUUCCCCCGAGGCCCGCCUGCUCACGGCCUUGGCUGCUGCUGCCAGGGGUCCCCUCGGCCUCCCCCCUGCUGCGGUGGAGCCUGCUGUCUGCCCCUCGCCCAUGCUGCCGCCCCUGGCCUCCCUGCGGUUUGCACAGCAGAUGAUCAUGGACGAAGCUCGGGGUGAUGUUCUGUCAGAUUCAGAAGGUGGCGUCAACGAGCUGGAAGAUGUGGAUGCGCAGCGAGCGGGGCUUGCAGCACAUCGCCUCCUACUUCCACCCCUCCCUCACAGCCGCCUGCCUUCCCCUCUCCCCCGUUCCCCUUCCCCCCACCCCACCCCCACUUCCCCGCAUCCCCGCCUCCCCUCAUCCCCCCAUAUUCAGAAAGUGGCGUCAACGAGCUGGAAGAUGUGGAUGCGCAGCGAGCGGGGCUUUAAGCACAUCACAUCCUACUUCCACACGCACCACGCGGGCGUGAACGGGCUCACGCUCAUGGGGCGAGAGAUGGGCGAGGACGACGUGAUGUUCCACAUGACGCGGCGCGACCUGUUGAAGGUGGCGUUUGUGCGCCACCCGCUGCCGCGCCUGCUGUCGGCGCACGGGGACAAGCUGGCUAAUGGCGGGGAGAGCCGCAACGUCAGCAUGUGGAACGAGAUGGGCGAGGACGAUGUGAUGUUCCACAUGACGCGGCGCGACCUGCUGAAGGUGGUGUUUGUGCGCCACCCGCUGCCGCGCCUGCUGUCCGCGCACGGGGACAAGCUGGCUAACGGCGGGGAGAGCCGCAACGUCAGCCUGUGGAACGAGACACAGCUGUGCGGACUGGACAUAAUCAAAUACGACAUUGCUGGCAAAUAUGAAACCCUGCAAGAGGAUAUGCUGCGGGUGGUGACGCGGCUGAACCGGUCGACGGAAAACGCAAUGAAGAUCUUCAAGCUGGGUUCGAAGUUCCACAAGACAAGGGCGGAGCAGCGCAUGCGUGCGGCGUAUGAUCAGGACACUAUCAAGAUUGUGGAGUCAGCAUAUGCUGCUGAUUUUGAUAUUGCAUUGAAUAAUAUUAGCUAUAGUGUUCCUGAUGUUCUCCAAGAUAUUGUAGGAGUAGCUGAUGCUUUUGCGGAACGGCUAGGGUUCCCUCCAAUUUCUCCUAUGUACUCGGCAACACCAGGGUCGGGCCUACCGGUUACAGGGGCCGUUGGCGGGAGAACAGGGACAGGAUUACCCGUUACAGGGUUACCAGGCGGAGUUACUGGGGGCAGCGGCACUGGAAGCAGCAGCACCACCAGCACCAGCAGCGGCAUCACCGGAGGUAGCGCCGCGUUUGCCGCUCCCUCCUCGUCCCUGCACCUCUCCCCGCCUUUCCCGCGCCUUGCUGCCUCUGCGGCCGUCGCCAGCACUACCAUCAGCAUCACCACUGGCACCGGCGGCGGCGGCGGCGGCGCGACCAGCUCUUCUUCAGCAGUCGAGGACCAAGGCGGCGGAACCGCGACAGUUGCGUCGGGUUUCUCCCCGCAUGUCUUUAACAUCCCGUCGGGCGGCGCGGCGGUGGGCGGAGGGACGUCCACGUGGCUGCAGGCCGACCAUCCACAUCACCACCAGGUGCUGAUCCCGUCCGCGGCGCACAAGCGCGCCACGUUCGUCUCGUCCGAAGGCGCGCAGCUCCCGGGCGGAAUAAGCGGCGGAAGUGGCGGCGGGAUAGGCGGCGCGAGAGCCGGAAUAGGCGGAUUGAAUAUAGGCGGGGUGAAUCUAGGGCCCCCCGUUUCGUCGCCCACCCCGGAAGUAAUCACAAUCACGGUCCCGCCCGCAUGGGACGAUCACCCCGCUACAGCGUCCUCUUCCGGGAUUGGUCGGCCAGGGCAGCAAACCCUAGAACGCGAGCAGCCAAUCCCAGCGCAGAGCUCGCGACCGUUACCUGAAGGGCGGGCGAAGGAACCCAAAGAGAAAGACGAGAAGGCGGAGGAGGAUUGGCGGAGAGGGCGAGUGAAGAUCCCACCACACGAUUACAGCCACGUGUCAGCAGCGUCCCAGGGGCUAUUCCUCUCAGUCUUCUACUGGUUUCCGCCUGACGAGGAGGAUUACGAAACCCCCCCCGGGACCACCUGGGUGGAGCUGGUAGCUCUCUCUAUCCUACUCCUCGGCGCUGCUGCUGCUCUGCGCUCCGCCUUCCCCCGUUUCUUUGAUCGCCUGGCGCUGCUGCUGCACACCGCGUUCCCCCGCUCGCGGCUGUUGGUUAAGCGGCUGCAGAGAGUGAAACGGGUGGUGGUGAGGGCCGUGGCGGACGGUACUGGGUUUGGCAGGUUGGGAAUCGGGUCUGGGCUGGGCCGAGGGGGCGGGGGAGGGGGAGGCGGAGGCGGAGGGGGGAGUAUCCUCCCUUCCUGGGCGCAUUACUUGCCGUUUGGGGGGCUGGGUGGGGGAGGGGGAGGGGGAGGGGCAGCAGCGGCGGCGGCGGCAGCAGCCGGAGCAGGAAUGGGGUAUGCGUCUGGCCCUCGGCCGUUCAGGCUAAGAGGGACAGGAGGAACAGGGAACUACUCUGCUCUGGAUAAGAAGUUUGCGUCUAGUGGGGGCGGAAGCUGGGAAUAUCUAGGGUACAAUCGUAGUGGCAGGGGGGGAGGGAGAGGGAUCAGUAAUAAUGGUAAUGGUGGUGGUGGUGGUGAUGAUGGUGGUGGUGGCACUGGUGCUGCCGGUGAGAGGGAGAGAGAUAGGGAGAGGGACCGGGAGGGUGGUUCGGAUAGCGGGGGAGGAGAGGGGUCUUCCACAGCAGCUGCCGGACCUGCCGGUGCGGCGGGUCUUUCGUCUCGUAGCGCCUCCCGAGCGGCAUCUGGGUGCGGGAUCCACGUGUAUGCCAACGGGGACCGGUACGAAGGAGAAUUUUACCAGGGCAGAUGCUCGGGCAGCGGAGUGUACAUUUUUUCGGGCAGCGGGCGGUAUGAAGGCGACUGGGUGGACGGAAAAUACGAUGGGUAUGGGAUUGAGACUUGGUCGCGGGGGAGUCGGUAUCGCGGGCAGUACAGGAAGGGGCUGAGGGAGGGGUAUGGGGUGUAUAGGUUUUAUACCGGGGAUGUGUUUGCGGGGAUGUGGGCGAAAGGGCAGAGCCAUGGGGUGGGAGUGCAGACGUGCGGCGAUGGCAGCAAGUAUGUGGGCGAGUUUGCAUGGGGCGCCAAGCAUGGAUUCGGCAAGUACACCUUCAGUACGAGGGCAAAAGACACUCCCCUCUUCUCCCUCUUCACCAACCAACCUUCCCCUCACCACCAGGAACGGCAACACCUAGGCGGGGAAGAAUACUCUGCAGACUGCAUGCAUGGGUACGGCGUGUACGAGUUUAGCAACCCUCCCAACGGGCACCGGUCCGAAACCAUCCUCUCUUCUCCCAUUCACCCACCCCUCCCAACCACGAACGGCGACACAUACUCAGGAGAGUACUUCGCUGACCGCAUCCAUGGGUACGGCGUGUACGAGUUCAGCAAUGGGCAUCGGAACGGCGACACGUACGCAGGGGAGUACUUUGCCGACCGCAUGCACGGGUACGGGGUUUACGAGUUCAGCAACGGGCACCGGUACGAGGGCGCGUGGCACGAGGGGCGCAAGCAGGGCCUGGGCAUGUACACCUUCCGCAACGGCGACAUGCGCGCCGGCUACUGGCACCUCGGCGCCCUCGAGACCCGCAGCACCAACACCCUCCCGGCCUCGCCCACUGGGAGUGGGCCGGGUGGAGGGACGCUGGGGGGUGGAGCUGGUGGGGGGGUUGGGGGUGGUGGGAGUGUUGGGGUUGGGGGUGCGGGCGGGGUGGGGGGUGGUGGUGGGGAGAGUGGGACCGGGGGAACGCCUGGGGUGUUGGGUGGUGGGGUAGGGGCAGGAGCAGGGGGUGGAGCAGGGAUGACGGGAGGGGCGGCAGGAGGAAUGGGAGGAGGGCCGGGAGGAGGCCCGGGAGUGUCGACAGAGCUGGUGGGAGGAGGAGGGGGAGGCAGUGGGUUGGUGUCGCCGGUACGGACUCCUUUGUCUGCUGGUGGGAUGGGGCUUUCUACGCCACUCACACCGCACACGCCCCACUCUGCCUCGUCACCCAAUGCUGUCAACCACUCCCGCGUGCUGCAUGCCGUUCAGGUGGGUGGUCAGGCUGUUCAGAGUCCCCCCACCUCUCCAAUUUCUCUGGUAUGGUUGGUUGGUUUCUUCCAGGAGGCACGACGGGCAGCAGCCAAGGCCGAGAAUGUGUUGAGAGUGGAUGACCGGGUGUCUAAGGCCGUGUCCGCAGCCAAUCGAGCAGCCGUGGCAGCUCGAGUUGCAGCUGUAAAGGCCAAUCAGAGGGGGUCAAAUCACUCGUGA
This is a messenger RNA of Closterium sp. Naga37s-1, 5364 nucleotides long. The record is from the annotation of a GenBank genome assembly. Lineage: Eukaryota; Viridiplantae; Streptophyta; Zygnematophyceae; Desmidiales; Closteriaceae.